Molecule: messenger RNA, 1387 nt
Organism: Notodromas monacha
Lineage: Eukaryota; Metazoa; Arthropoda; Ostracoda; Podocopida; Cyprididae
Source: the annotation of a GenBank genome assembly
UCAUCUUUCUGUUUUUGCAGGUCUUAAGCUUUUUUAAACAAAAGUUAAAUGUAUUUAUUCAACGGUUUACGCACGCUGGUUGCUGCUUGCGGCUCAGUUGUGAAGCGGGAAAGAUUUGUCCCUACGAGGAGUCCUUCAUUUCAUAAACUAUGGAUGAUGUUCAUUGGAGUCGUUUCUGCCAGAAGUUAUGACUGGGAGAAGGAACGUGUGUUCGAGCAUGAUAUGAAGAAGUUGAUGAACGAGUUCGGGAAAAUCAAGGACCUCCUGAAGAGCACGAAAGUCUGCCAAGAAUGCGCGGAAAAAGGUCCGUCGGAUAAGAUUGCCUGGAGCACAUUUUGCCAAUGCGGAUUGCGUCGCGACGUAAAACCUGGAAGCUGGGCAUCGGUUGCGGAAUCUCCGGAAACUGUUAUUUGGAAACGUCCAGUGGAAGGUCGAAAUGGACAAUUCGAGUAUCGUUUGUACGGAAAGUUGGCGGAUAUUUGCGCGGGAGCUUGGUUCCACGUGAAUGCGGAUGACCAAUCUCGUCAGCGUUGGGACGACACCUGCGUGGAGCUGAAGGAAGUAGAUCAUGAUUCAGCAACCAACACGCGGGUGUUGUACUGGCGCUCCAAAUAUCCAUACCCUAUGAAAGACCGGGAAUAUGUCUUCAAAAAGAACUACGUGUUGGAGGAGAAGCAGCGUCUUGCCGUGAUCUAUUCUCACGACACUAUUCACGCGAAAGCCCCGAAGACGAAUGAUAAAUAUUUUCGCGUUCUGGAUUACAAGUCGGUGAUGAUCGUCAGUGCGGACUCUGCGUUCGAUAAGGAAGGAAUGGAAUUUGCCAUGUAUUAUUACGACGACCAGGGAACAGACAUACCGCAAUUCCUCGUUUCGUCCUUCACCGCGGACGGUUUCCGCAAUUACAUCGAAAAAAUGAGGAAAGCCGCGAAAAAGGUUCAAGGAGAUCUCGGGCGGGAGAAGCUUUCAGCAUCGGGUUUGAACGAGUUUUACGGCUUGCACACACCCGGUGAAUCAGCUGCAAGGAAGCAAGUCGGAAAAUGUAAGAAGACUGAGAAGCUUGUCUGUGCAUUGGAUGAAGAAGAGAAGAUAUCGCCGUGGGAAGACCGUCUGAAAAAGCAGCUCGAGUCCGAUGCCAUGUUUGUCGUCUUCUCGAGAGGACUAUUGGACGAUGAUUACUGCUGCGAUUACGACGACUGUCGUGAUCGUCGGAGAAAACCUUCUUAAUCUGAUUUUAAGCCCGUCAUUUUGUUAAUCCCGGGAAUUUUCUGGUUUCAGGAAGCUGUUCGGGAAAUCUACCGGAGAAAUAUUUGCUGUGAGAGAAAGCCAUUGAUUGAUAUGUCAAGAUUUAGCAUUCUAGAACUUGAUCUGAAACCUGUUCAAUGAGAGU